Molecule: messenger RNA, 1242 nt
Organism: Penicillium mononematosum
Lineage: Eukaryota; Fungi; Ascomycota; Eurotiomycetes; Eurotiales; Aspergillaceae
Product: exopolysaccharide inner membrane protein-like protein
Exons: 3
Coding region: 1-1242 (413 amino acids)
Cellular component (GO): periplasmic space
Molecular function (GO): lyase activity
Source: RefSeq, a predicted model, not a curated record
AUGGCAGCCUACCCUGCACAAAACUAUGGCGAUGCAUACCGCGACGCUCAUUCAGCGUAUCAACUCUCGCUUCGUUGGCUCAUAGGAGGUAAUACUUCUUAUGCCGACCACGCUGUUGAGAUUCUGAAUGGCUGGGGCUCGACACUACGUGAUAUCAACGGCACCGAAGACAAAUUUCUCGCAGCAGGCCUAUACGGAUAUCAAUUUGCCAAUGCAGCUGAGCUCCUCCGUGUCUAUCCUGGAUGGACAAAGGCCAAUCAAACCAUAUUUGCCGGUAUGCUGAACGAUGUAUUCGCGAAAUACAACUUUGAUUUUCUCGAGAAUCACAACUACAAACCCAGUUUUUACUAUGCCAAUUGGGAUUUGUGCAAUAUCGCCUCUCUAAUGGCAAUUGGAAUUUUCAGUGAUAACCGAACAAUGUACGACUACGCUGCUCACUACUGGCAGUAUGGCCUGCCCGAUAGUAGUGUUGUCGUGAACGGGGCGCUACCGUACUUUUCCAUUGCCAACUUCACGGAGGAGGAUUCCGGCAAGCAGCUUAUGGAAAUUCAAGAAUCUGGCCGUGAUCAAGGCCAUGCAACCCUGUGCAUUGCCUUACUGGGAGUCAUUGGACAGCAGGGGUGGAACCAAGGCCUUGACCUCUUCUCGACAUACCAACACGAGAUUCUCAAUGCCGCCGAAUAUGUUGCUAAAUACAACACCAACCACACUGUUCCCUAUGUCCCUUACACUAGCUGGGAGGGACUGCUGAGUGCUGUGGCUAAUAAGAGCCGCUCUAGUGUCCGGCCAGGAUACGAGGCGGUUGCAUCACACUAUGCUCGUGUCAAGCAUAUGAAUGCGUCAUGGUCAAUGAAAUACCGGGAUUAUGUUAACCAGAAUAUCAGUGCGGGUGUUGAAGGUGGCGGUGGUGAUUAUGGCCCUAAUUCUGGCGGUUACGACGCGUUCGGGCACGCCCUUGCGUUCAACGUGACGAAAACUCUGAGAGCCCAAGCAGGCUACUAUGAAGGCAAAAAGUGCGCCGUUCUGGAGAGUCCGGCGCCUACUGCUGCUCCUUGUAAGGUUAGUAUCGCGCCUGCGGCCGCCUCAAGCAUCUCGUCUACCCUCACCGCAGGACAGUGCAUUGCUCCUACCCCUGCCAUAAGCUGCCCAGCCAAGAAGGGCGGGGCUGCUAUCAAUGAGGUGACUUCUCAGUUGAAAUGGUGGGCUGCUGGUGUAUUGCCUGUUGGGACGUUCUUCAUUUAG